AGAGUGAGACCAGAGGACAACAGACAAAGAGGAAAAGGUCUCCUCCUCCGGCUUUGCUUUGAGCAUUUCCAUUGAUUUUCUCGUUGGUGUUUCUUUCUAAAAACACCAAAGACUUCUUGAUUCGAAGACUCAGUUCCGGAGGAACACCUGGGUUCCUAUUGGUGAUUGGCGGGUUAGAGAGAGUGACGAGUCCUCGAAGGCUGAAGCUGGUGGGGGCAGGUUCUUCCAAGCUGCAAGUCCAAGGCAGAGCACCAGAACUCGUAGGUUCUCCCUUUAGCCAACGCUAUCGUCUUGCUAUCUUACGGUCCUUGUCUUCAGCUGGACCUACACGAGCCAUGCUGGCUAUUUCCACCUCUCUCCAAAACGAGUGGUGCCUCCUUUUCAUUAGCCUGAUUUUCUGGGCUACCUUGGCCCCUAUGGCCUCAGCCUUCCCCCUUCCCAAUUCCAGCCCCCUUUAUCAGUUUGAGGGACAAGUCCGCCUUCGCCACCUCUACACAGCGGAUGAGCAAACACAUCUCUUUCUGGAGAUCUUGCAGGACGGACAAGUGCGUGGCUCCAGACACCAGAACGCUUUCAGUUUGCUGGAGAUCAAAGCUGUAAAGCCAGGGAUCAUUCGCAUGCAGGGCGCAAAAACCUCUCUGUUCCUCUGCAUGACAUCCAAUGGACAUCUCUAUGGUUCGGAACAUUAUUCAGAGGAGUCCUGCAACUUCCGUGAGAAAGUUCUUCACGACGGCUACAAUCUCUACUACUCAGAACAUUAUGAUAUUCCUGUCAGCCUCAGCUCAACAGGGACCCUAUCACGGAAUCGCCAGCUACCCCCAUUCUCCCAGUUCCUGCCCUUGGUCAAUCGGGUCCCCCUUGAUCCUGUGUUUGUAGACUACAACUUCUAUGAACAGGAGCUCGACAUUGAGUCUGCUGACCCCUUGAGUAUGAUGGGACAAGCCCCUGGUUUCAUGAGCCCCAGUUACGUCUUCUGAUGGCCAAGAACCCCUAGAUUCUUCAGGAGGGGCAUGCGGUUGACUUUUUAAAAAAGUGGUUGACUUUUAAAGGAAGGUUUUUUCGGAGCUUGGAUGCUCAAGUUGUCUUGUAGUAAAAGUGUGAUGAAGCGAUUCAAAGUCAGGACAGGGGUGGAGUGAGACAGCUUUAUUUACUGUACUUGACAUUAAUGAUUGACAUCGUUGAUGUAUUCCUUGGACUUCCGAUUCCCAAAACUGUGGGAUGAUGCGUGUAAAUGAUAUACUUGAGGGAAACGAAAGGAAUACUCCCCAUCAACGAAGGCAAUUUUUUUAUUUCAUUGGACUGAAUUCUUUGCUUUUCGAUCUUCUGUUGAUGUUAAUUGUGCCAGCCUUUUAUUUGUAUUUUCUAUCUAUUUAAAUAACUUAUUUAUUAUUUGCUUAUUUAUUGAAGGAGGCUGUAGACUGUAAGAAAACAUGGGAGGCUGAAUGAGAAAACUUUAUGCCAAAAAUAAUUUAUGUAUGGUUAUUUAUACAGAAACGUGUGUAUAUUAUUUUUGCAUAUUUAUGUCUAAUUCCGGAAAGGAAAUCACUAUUAAACCUAUUUUAAGCCUGAAGUAUAGAUAUACCUUUUGCCUGGAGCUAUUUAUUACACUUUUUAUCCUUUGCUUUCUUCAAGGAGAUCAGGGUAAUAUGCACAGUUAUCCCCGCUUCUCUUUUACCCACCCUGUGAGGUAAGUUAGGUUGAGAGAGGGAGAAUGAUUGACCAAAGAUCAGCCAGGUUUACUAAACCAU
Messenger RNA from Eublepharis macularius, 1748 nucleotides. It is a transcript of the gene FGF21, whose product is annotated as fibroblast growth factor 21. Gene Ontology annotation, cellular component: cytoplasm. Gene Ontology annotation, biological process: regulation of cell migration; positive regulation of protein phosphorylation; positive regulation of cell population proliferation. NCBI's taxonomy places the organism in Eukaryota, Metazoa, Chordata, Lepidosauria, Squamata, Eublepharidae. The record is from RefSeq and is a predicted model, not a curated record. The transcript has 3 exons. Gene Ontology annotation, molecular function: growth factor activity; fibroblast growth factor receptor binding. The coding region runs from base 336 to 977 and encodes 213 amino acids.